Molecule: messenger RNA, 744 nt
Organism: Eremothecium sinecaudum
Lineage: Eukaryota; Fungi; Ascomycota; Saccharomycetes; Saccharomycetales; Saccharomycetaceae
Gene: HAC1
Product: transcription factor HAC1
Exons: 1
Coding region: 1-744 (247 amino acids)
Biological process (GO): positive regulation of transcription by RNA polymerase II
Molecular function (GO): DNA-binding transcription factor activity, RNA polymerase II-specific
Source: RefSeq, a predicted model, not a curated record
AUGACUACUUACACAGCAAAUGAAAUACCAGCGGACUUUAAAUCGACCCUUCCUCCACGGAAGAGAGCCAAAACACAAGAAGAGAAAGAACAGAGAAGAAUUGAGCGAAUCUUGAGGAACCGAAAGGCUGCGCAUCAGUCGCGUGAGAAGAAGCGACUACAUUUGAUGUAUCUUGAGAAGAAGUGUGCGCUUUUGGAGCGCAUCGUUGCGCGAGUGGACCUGACUGAGGUUUCGGAGGAGAGCGAUGACGGUGAGCUUCGCCGGGCGGUACGUGAUUACGAGGCCUUUGUUCAUGCUGGCCGGUCGUCUGAUAGUGGGGGUUCGUCUAUUCCUUCAGCGACGUCGGCUAUGACUACUCCGGGGGCGAAGAGCCCUAGUAUGUCUGGGACUACCCCAGGUUCACCAUGUACUACUGUUUUGGGUGCAGAAGGCGCUGGUUUCGAACAGCGGGAAACACAACUGGAGAACGGAACUGGGUUCGGCAAAGCCGACGCGGAAUCUUACUCUUACAUAGGAGGAGCGGCCUAUGUGCCUUCCUUUGCGGUGUACGAUGAAGCAGAUCCGCGUGGCUUGGCGGGAGCCAAGUCUGGCACAAACGAGUCCUGGGACUUGCUGUUAACACAUUCCAAUAGUUACCAGCUUGAAAAUAACGUGAGCGAACCAUUACAGAUGGCGGAUAGUUCUUUAGAGCUUGAUCAUUGGCGCAAUCCAGCCGAGAUUGCCCUUUGGGAAAGGAGCGAGUGA